AUGGAAUUGGAAUUAACUCGUGUCGAUUACACCAACGUUGGACUAACGGGGCCAAACUGCUUACAAUUGUUACCCCCCGCGGCUAACGUUACAGCGAGCGGUUCCAACAGUGGCUACAAGCAACAGCAAAAGGUGGCCAUCGGCGAUCAGGAUGGAGUGCUGCAGGUGUUUUCGAUGAAGAAAGACGAACUGCAGGUCCACUUCAAAACGCUUCCCAACGAAAAGAUUGCAUCGGUAAAGCUGGGAGGACAGUCGGGUUCGGUGGCGGAUAAAAUUUUUACCGCCUCCGAAAACAAAGUACGAGGAUUCAACAAAAAAGGCAAACUGUUUCUCGCCUUUGAAACGAGCCUAACCGAAACGAUUCGCUCGAUGUGUGUCAGCGGAAGUGAUUUACUGGUUUGCGGAAAUCACGUGUACAAUCACUACCGAGAUUGCAAAGAGGUAGGCUCAUACCUUUGCGGAGAUGUCAUUGUGGAUGUGGCCGCACUUUGCCCAAACAACACCAGUCGGUUGAUAACGGUGCUUGCCUGUUCCGGCCGGGUGUUGCGUAUUCUUGAGCAUGCUCGAGUACGGCAAACGUUGGAGCUCGAGAGUGUUCCAACGGUGUUGUACGUACCGAAGGGUAUUGGGGAUCGAGUUCUGUGUGGUUUCUCGGACGGAAGUGUUAUACUGUUUCAUCUGAAUUUACUAUCAACGGAGGUGAAGCGAGAAGUAUUGGUUGCCGAUCGUGAAGGGGAAGGAAUCUUAAGUGCCGUAACUUGCAUCGCAACUUAUGAUCUUUCGGGCGAUGGUAAGGAGGAGCUGAUUGUCGGCCGGCGGGAUGGCACACUGCAGGUGUUUGCGAUGAACUCCGACGAGUAUCAGUUCGAAAUGGAAUGUACGCAAAUCUACCGUGAAAACUUCAACGAAAGCAUAUCCGCCGUUCAGGGUGGAUGUGUUGGGGCCACUAACUACACGGAGAUAAUAGUGUGUACGUACUCCGGCCGCAUAUUCGGCUUGACGACGCAAUGCAUUAGCAAAAGUCUGGGUGAUAAUGGGACUCGCUCAGAAAAGGGCGCAGGAACACCGAUCGAUUCGUCGGCAAAACUGCAACGCAUAAGGGCAGAGAUAUACGAGCUGGAACAAACGAUCGCCAAGGAACGGGAGCGGUAUCAACUUUCCACGCAAGCACUCUCAUCAGGCCUGUCAGCCAUACCGAUGCUACCGAUAAAUGACUCCUUUGUCCUAUCGAAGGAAGACGCUACAUUUUUGCUGUCACUAGAAAUUCCAACACCAAUCGAGCACGUGCUACUACAGUGUGACGCACCGAUCACACUGCUGGAUGUGGAGAAAAAUACGGCCGUCGUUAGUUUUAGCGAGUGUGACAAGUUAAGUGGAAACAGUCUUCUGGCAAGCUAUCGCUGUCAGUUAAACACGAAUCGUAUCGAUUUGAAAUUUCGCACCAUCGAGGGUCAAAGCGGAACGUUGCAGGUGUACAUCACACCAAAUCUGCAGCCCAAAUGCUGUCAGCUGAAGCGUUACCCGAUCAAACCACUGUCGCUGCACAUGAUCGUACAUAAUGCAACGGACGAAAUGCUUGCCCGACCGAUGAACACACUGACGCUCAAGGGACCUUUUAGCCAGGCGGAAAUGCACAACUGGAUGAUAAAUAGUAUUCCGGAGCUGCCGGAAAAGUUGUACGAAAGUGGUAAGGUACAGUACACGUUUAGGCACGUGUUUAUCGGCACAAUGUUGAGCUGCGAGUAUGGGAAGGGAGAAGCCACUUUUCGAAGCGACAAUAUAUCCACCAUAUCGAUACUGAAGGAUUUCAUUACCAAGGAAGCGACGAAGAAGCGGAUUAAGUUGGAAAUUUCGACAUCUAUUAAUGAAUCUACAAUACCCUCACUGAUCAAGCUGAUAGAACCGAUGAUUCUGCACUACAACAAACUUACCAAAGAUUAUCAGCUUGCCCAAGCUCUUCUCGAUUUGGACAUCCGGGAUGACGACGAGUUUAACACACUGUCCGAAGAGUAUCGCUCGCUCAUUCGCAACCAGCAAUCGAUCGGGGACGAGUUUCGGAAGCAGCCAACGAUACUGAAUCGAAUUUAUGGUAUUCUCACGGAUCUGUAUAUUGACAAGUUCAAGUUUAAAGGUGUGAACGUGAAAACCAAGUUACCACAGUUAAUUGAACUGCUGGAAAAUUAUUCCUACGACGAGCUGGUACAAUUUUAUAGCGUAGUCAAAGCCGGAGACGAAGAGACCGGUGACGCCUAA
Messenger RNA from Anopheles maculipalpis, 2253 nucleotides. Its product is annotated as Bardet-Biedl syndrome 7 protein homolog. The record is from RefSeq and is a predicted model, not a curated record. The coding region runs from base 1 to 2253 and encodes 750 amino acids. Gene Ontology annotation, molecular function: protein binding. Gene Ontology annotation, biological process: intracellular protein localization; intracellular transport; non-motile cilium assembly. Gene Ontology annotation, cellular component: BBSome; neuron projection; axoneme. Lineage: Eukaryota; Metazoa; Arthropoda; Insecta; Diptera; Culicidae. The transcript has 2 exons.